This is a messenger RNA of Cordyceps militaris CM01, 543 nucleotides long. RefSeq names its product secretion pathway protein Sls2/Rcy1, putative. NCBI's taxonomy places the organism in Eukaryota, Fungi, Ascomycota, Sordariomycetes, Hypocreales, Cordycipitaceae. Gene Ontology annotation, cellular component: extracellular region. The coding region runs from base 1 to 543 and encodes 180 amino acids. The record is from RefSeq and is a predicted model, not a curated record. The transcript is spliced from 2 exons.
AUGCUCGCCAACGUUUUCUCCAAGGCCGCCAUCCUGGCCCUCGCCACCGCUGCCUCUGCCUCGCCCGUCUCCGUCGAGGGCAGCGACUUCAAGAAGCAGACGCUCGACGCGCACAACUGGUACCGCCACCAGCAUUCAGCCGCGCCGCUGGUCUGGGACGACAAACUGGCCAGCAACGCCGAGUCGUGGGCGUCCCAGUGCUCCUCGGACCCUCGUCACCAGCCCGACAACGAUCACGGCGAGAACAUUGCCUGGGGAACCGUCGGGGGCCCAGACUACCUCUGGGUCAACCUCUGGGGUAAAGAGCGCAUGGACUACAACUUCAGCUCCCCGGGCUUCACCUCAGGGACGGGCCAUUUCACGCAGCUCGUGUGGAAGGGCACCAAGCGCGUGGGCUGCGCCUUGGUCUCGUGUGAUUACGGCACCAAUGUGGUCUGCGAGUACGACCCCCCGGGCAACAUGGUUGGCAACAACAACCAGUACUUCAAGGACAAUGUCGGCCGCCAGAUCGAGGGCAAGCCCUCCGACCAGUACAAGGCUUGA